ACAGCGCUGUCUGCUAAAGACGCCUUUGCAGUUCCACGGGCCCGAGGAAUCUUUCCAGCCAGCAGUCGUCAAGCGAGGCGGCUCUGGGCGUGUUAGAACACCUCCGGAAGGGCCGCGAGGAACUUUCUCCCAACCAAGGGAACUUGGUCAGGCUUUUGAACACCAUUGGCCGGGAUCCCUGUUCAGUGGAACCCUGUUGCAGCCAACGCUCGAAAGACUCCAAAGAAACGUUCUCUCUGUUGGAAACCAGCUAGCAAGAGAGGAUGAGUCUGCAGUGGACUGCGGUUGCCACCUUCCUCUAUGCAGAGGUCUUUGCUGUGUUGCUUCUCUGCAUUCCUUUCAUUUCUCCAAAAAGAUGGCAGAAGAUUUUCAAGUCCCGCCUAGUAGAGUUGAUUGUGACCUAUGGCAACACCUUCUUUGUGGUUCUCAUUGUCAUCCUUGUGCUGCUGGUCAUUGAUGCUGUCCGUGAGAUUUGGAAGUAUGACGACGUGACAGAAAAGGUGAACCUCCAGAACAAUCCUGGGGCCAUGGAGCACUUCCACAUGAAGCUUUUCCGGGCCCAGAGGAAUCUCUACAUUGCUGGCUUUUCCUUGCUGCUGUCCUUCCUGCUGAGACGCCUAGUGACUCUUAUCUCCCAGCAGGCCACGCUGCUGGCCUCCAACGAAGCCUUUAAAAAGCAAGCCGAGAGUGCUAGCGAAGCGGCCAAGAAAUACAUGGAAGAGAAUGACCUGCUCAAGAAGGAAACUGGUGUUGACAGAGACAAGUUGGAUGUUAGGCAAGCUGAGGUGAAGGUGGAGGAAGAGAACAGGAGCUUGAAGGCUGAUAUGAAGAAGCUGAAGGAGGAGUUGGCCAUCAGCAAGCAGAAAUUAGAGCGAGCAGAGAACGAGGCUCUGGCCAUGCGGAAGCAGUCCGAAGGCCUGACCAAGGAGUACGAUCGCCUGCUGGAGGAGCAUGCCAAGCUGCAGGCGGCGAUAGAUGGUCCCACGGACAAGAAGGAGGAGUGAGGGGGCAUCCUUCCCUCCCCUGCCUGCAGCGGCUCCCACCUGGCACAUGCUCGCUGCUCCCUGAGAGCCCAGCCUUCCCUCAGUACUUCAGUUCACUCUCUUCUGCUCCCCCCGAUUUCCUCCCACGGCUUGCAUUUCUUCAUCUUGGUCCCUUCUGCUAAGGGCACCUCUCCACCCUUAGCCAGCAUACACUAGGGGUCCUGAUGUCCACAAAUUCAGUGAGUUCGCUGCCGUCCUGCCAUACCCUCAGCUUCCACUUCCUGAGAGCACUGAAGGCAGUUGCAGUCGGGCCUGAUGGUUGAGCCCCGGGUUUUUGGCUGUGUUGAUGUUGGGGGCUGUGAGGCCCCUGUCUCUGGUCCUGCAGGAGGGUGGGUGAAGCAGGCUGAGUCUUAUUUCUUUGUGGGGGGCAAUAAAAGUUGUUGUUAUGAUGCA
Choloepus didactylus (southern two-toed sloth) is the source of this 1436-nucleotide messenger RNA. It is a transcript of the gene BCAP31, whose product is annotated as B cell receptor associated protein 31. Lineage: Eukaryota; Metazoa; Chordata; Mammalia; Pilosa; Megalonychidae. The transcript has 8 exons. Gene Ontology annotation, biological process: intracellular protein transport; endoplasmic reticulum to Golgi vesicle-mediated transport. The record is from RefSeq and is a predicted model, not a curated record. Bases 264 to 1004 code for a protein of 246 amino acids. Gene Ontology annotation, cellular component: endoplasmic reticulum; endoplasmic reticulum membrane.